Cyprinus carpio (common carp) is the source of this 3703-nucleotide messenger RNA. It is a transcript of the gene lrch1, whose product is annotated as leucine-rich repeat and calponin homology domain-containing protein 1-like. Bases 154 to 2406 code for a protein of 750 amino acids. NCBI's taxonomy places the organism in Eukaryota, Metazoa, Chordata, Actinopteri, Cypriniformes, Cyprinidae. Gene Ontology annotation, molecular function: protein binding. The transcript has 22 exons. The record is from RefSeq and is a predicted model, not a curated record.
AACAAACUGCGCAGACGCGUUAUGUACAGUCAGAUAGCGCACUAGGAAGAAAUUCACCCACCGCUGUCGAGUCCAGCACAUUUUCUUUGGGAUAUACCUAGCGCAGAGGCUUUCGACGAGCUUUUUUUUUUUUUUUCCCCCGACGGGGCGAACAUGGCGACGCUGGGACCGGAGCCCCGUCCUCAUUCCCAGCUGCCCUCUGCCGCAUUACAGACGAACCUGAGCGGACUGGGCUCCAGCACGAACCUGCCUCUCAACCGGGGCUUGGAAAGAGCUCUGGAGGAUGCGGCGAACUCCGGAUUUCUGAAUCUCAGCGCAAGAAAACUGAAAGAAUUUCCCCGGACAGCGUCUAAUUACGACCUAACGGACACGGUUGAAGCAGAUCUGUCGAAGAAUCGCUUGAUGGACAUCCCGUCAGAGGUGUGUCAUCUGGUCUCUCUGGAAAUGCUGAACCUUUAUCACAACUGCAUCAAAAGCAUUCCUGAUACCAUCAUCAGCCUUCAGUCCCUGACCUGCUUAAACAUCAGCCGGAACCAGCUGUCAGUGCUGCCAGCGUGUGUGUGUGGUCUUCCUCUGCGAGUGCUCAACGCCAGCAAUAACAAACUCAACGCACUUCCAGAAAGCAUUGGCCAGCUCACCAAUCUCAUGGAGCUGGAUGUAAGCUGUAAUGAAAUCACAGCUCUUCCACGCCACACUGGCCAACUCAAAGCUCUGAGGGAACUCAAUGUGCACCGAAACCUUCUCUGUGUCCUUCCAGAGGAUUUGGCAGAUUUACCCCUGGUCAAGUUUGAUUUCUCCUGUAAUAAGGUUUCUACUAUUCCUGUCUGUUAUCGAAAAAUGACCCAGCUCCAAUCACUACAGCUGGAGAACAAUCCACUUCAGAGUCCUCCUGCACAGAUAUGCAUGAAGGGCAAGAUUCAUAUAUUUAAAUACCUCACCAUGGAGGCAUGUCGUAGUGACAAGAUGGUGGAUGCCCUGUACCUUCCUGUCACAGACCGCCUCAGCUUGACACGGCCCACGAAUGGGAGCACUGAGGACAUUGAUCAGCACAAAAAACUUGACAGUGACUCUGGGGUGGGCAGUGACAAUGGAGACAAACGCCUUUCUGCUACAGAGCCAUCAGAUGAAGACAGUCUCAGCUUGAAUGUGCCCAUGACCAACAUCACAGAGGAGGAGGGCUUGAGCAAAGACGACUCCAGUGAACACAUCAGCGCUCUGACAGGAGACAGAAGUUCAUCGGAAUCUCUCAAGGAGCAUCUAAGCUAUCGAGACUCUACCCUCAGCUCACCAUUCGUCAACUAUAUCAAAGGUCGAGGUGCGGAUUUCGAUGAGCCCCUCAGGAUAGAGGAAGACAGCAACUGGACUUCAGAACAAACGUCAAAGGUUAACAUGAUCAAUCAGUUAAAGGAAGCAGUGGAGAUGCUACAGGAUCCUAACAGGGUUAACAUGAACUCAGCUGAUCUCUCUGGUAUUAAGCUCUACCCUGUGGAAAUGGCUACAGUAGAUGAGUCGCUCAAUGGCCAAGAGAGUGACGAGGGUCAGGCGACACCUAAGGCGGCUCCUGGAGAAUGCUGGGAGUUCCAGAGGAAGAGACAGUACAUUCUAGAACGGGCCCGGCUCGAGGCCCAGCUCGCAUGUCAACAGUAUGCCCUGCACAUGGCACAACAGGGUGACGUGAUUGGCCAGGAAGGAUCAGGUGAUAUUUGUGAGAACCAAGUUACCAAGGGUGACGUGAUUGGCCAGGAAGGAUCAGGUGAUAUUUGUGAGAACCAAGUUACCAAGAGUGAAGACAAAAACCCAGUUUCCAGCCCCACACUGAGCUCCCCUCCCUUUGGUCUGAAGCCCAGAUCAGCUUCACCCUCUGUGCCGUGCUCGACUCCGCCCUGUCCCCUCCCCCUUACACAGGCCCUGCCCACUGGUAGAGACACGCCCCCUAGCCCAGCUGAAGGAGACAUGCCAAGCAGUGUGUUUUUCAGGACGCACAAGACUCUGGAAUCAGUGGAUCCUCAGUUCACCAUGAGGAGAAAGAUGGAACAGCUCAGAGAGGAGCUGGAGCUCAUAGAGCAACUACGAGAGAGUAUUGAGAGCAGACUGAAAGUAGUUCUUCCUGAAGAUCUGGGCUCUUCUCUCAUGGAUGGGGUCGUGCUUUGUCACCUAGUCAAUCACAUCCGGCCGCGUUCAGUGGCCAGUAUCCAUGUACCAUCCCCUGCAGUGCCCAAGCUUAGCAUGGCUAAAUGUCGCAGAAAUGUUGAAAACUUUUUGGAUGCCUGCAGGAAAAUGGGAGUCCCUGAGGAUAAGUUAUGUCUGCCACAUCAUAUUCUGGAGGAGAAAGGCCUGAUUAAAGUUGGCAUCACUGUCCAAGCUUUGCUGGAUGAGACUUCGGCCAGUGAGACACUCAUCACAUGAGUCGCACAAACACAAGCAGGUCUCACACACACACACACACACACACACACACACACACACACACACACACACACUAAUACCGCCAGACGAUCUUCGAGAAAUUCCCUGGACCAUGUCCAUUUUUUUCUAAUAGAACAGGUGAUCCUCAGCUUGCAGGUAUAUGCUUGUGUUUUCCUCACUUUCUUUACUUUAUUAUUUAGUACUGUUAUCUGAUCACUGUUGCCCGGGCCAUAGUCGUAUAAGCAAAAUGAGCUCAGAACUAGCUUGAGAUAAGAAAUUGCUUUAUUUAAAAUACAUUUAUUUAUUAAACGGUUAGUUGAGCGAAAUACAGAAUUGUGCACAAUUCCUGAUGUUUUUUAUAUAUACAUCUAACUAUAUGAUAUUUGUGUUGGGCCUUUAGUGAUCUAGAUUUAAAACACUCAUCCUCCCAGAGUCCUUCGAGUAUGUUUUUGUAACCACUUUUGAACUUGUUUUUGGGAGACGCUGAUGUUUUGUCUCAGGGGAGGUGUGGCCUCACUGUAGUUUCUUACAGUCUCUGCUCUGCUCACCUGUCAGUCAGGUAUGAUUUCACUAAAAGAGUAUGUCUGAGUGUGUGGACACUAGAAAACAACAUACCUGACAUUGGUUUUUAUUUUUUUUAUGUGUGAUUGAUAGCUUGAGGAGAGUAUUUCUUUUGUGAGAGAGAACGAGAGCACAUGUCGGCACUUUUUGUAUGUAAGUUUGUGUGUUAGACGACUUUUUUUAUUAUUAUUAUUUUACUUGUGCGCAUUUGUCUGAUGUCCAAAGCUUCAGCUCCUCACAAAUUCAGCCAUGAAACAGACCAAAACUUCUGAAGCUGAUGUCUCACUGGAGAUUAUUUGACAGUUGCCAAAAUUAUUUUCAUAUAUCAAACUGAUUUACAAACAUAAUAAUUUUAUAGUUUUUUUUUUUUUUAUGUAUUUUUAGAACAGAGUUUUGUUUUUGUAGAAGGAUUUGUUAUGUGAUAUUGGUGUGUGAACGUGUAAAAUGUACAGAACAUUUAUAUUUGAUGUGCUUAUUUUAAUGUGUUUGAAUUGGUGUUUAUUUUACAAAAGAGCUAAAGCACAAUCGAUUUUAUUAAUGUGAACUGACCAUGGAAAAACAACUUCUAUUAUCUUCUAAGUUCUUAUAUGAAAGCAGUUAUAACACUUCCAUAUGGAAUUUCAGAAAGACUCUUGGCUAUAGUUAGUUAUUCAUGACAAUAAUUUACAUGCAUUCAGUACAAAUACAUUUACUAAGGAUUAUCUCUGUACUGUAAUUGCCAAAAAAAAAAAAAACA